Messenger RNA from Ostertagia ostertagi, 258 nucleotides. The record is from the annotation of a GenBank genome assembly. Lineage: Eukaryota; Metazoa; Nematoda; Chromadorea; Rhabditida; Trichostrongylidae.
AUGGAAAGACUGCAAAGAUGUACAGAGGAGGGAAGAUUUGCUACAAUCACUUCAAACCAUUGUGGGCUAGGAAUGUGCCAAAGUUUGGAAUUGCGCAUGCAUUUUCUUUGGGAUUGGGCCCUUGGUUGGCGGUGGAGAUACCCGAUUUGGUUGAGAAAGGGGCAAUCACGGCCAAUUCUUGAAGCUGUCCUCGUUGUGGUCCAUCAGAAAUCGGUUUCCACCGUCUCGGCAAGGCACGAUGGGAGUGUUGAAUACUAA